Molecule: messenger RNA, 425 nt
Organism: Polypterus senegalus (gray bichir)
Lineage: Eukaryota; Metazoa; Chordata; Cladistia; Polypteriformes; Polypteridae
Product: serine protease inhibitor Kazal-type 4-like
Exons: 4
Coding region: 59-328 (89 amino acids)
Molecular function (GO): protein binding
Source: RefSeq, a predicted model, not a curated record
UGUUGGGAAGCCAGUCUGAGUCUGACAUACACACUCACGCCAAACAAGACAAGUCGAGAUGUCUGCCAUGCGCCUCCUGCUGCUGUGCGUUGCCUUCAUUUGCCUCUCAGACAUGAGAAGUGAGGCACAGUUCCCUCCACAGCCCAACUGUUACAAUCUGAUGAGGGUUGACUGCUCAACGAUGCAUGAUGUUGUGUGUGCCACCAAUGGCGUGACCUACCCCAGCAGCUGCUCAUUCUGUUAUGUGAAGAUACGUACAGUAAAAGACAUAUUUGUGGCAAAAAAGGAGCCUGUUGAAUCCACAGAGGACCAUCUGGAGGUCUGCUGAUCUUCACUCUGCUUUGCACGUCACAAGCCCCCUUUGCCCUUCUGCUGACCACUGCAGCCUUUCAAUUCUGAAAUAAACGUUUACUUCUGGCAUGAAA